AUGUCUUAUGAAAAUAUUUUAGAACCAGAGUUUGUUUAUGAAGAUUUUCAUGAUGGGUAUUUAGAUGGAGAUGUCAAUAGAAGAAUUUAUAGAAUAAAUAAUCCCCCUAAAAGAGAAUUAGCAACAAAACUGUCAGAAUUUUUUAUGAGAGUUUUUCAUCUUUUUAUCUACAAAUCAGGACUUGUAAAUGAAAGAAAUUUUACAUUACAAAAAUAUUUUGGAGCUGUUUCAGUACCAGUGUGUACAAUUGUAUGUUUAUCAGAGUACCUCAGGUAUUGUAUCUAUUUCAUUAUGAAAAUAUUUAAACGAAGAGAGUUACGUGCACUUGGAGUAUUGUUUAUAUCAAAAAAUACAAACAAAAGAAAGGGAUCAUAUGAAAUUGUUUUAAGAAAACCUAGUUAUAAAUUUACAAGAAUUUUUGGUGUCCAUAAACCUAAUGAGAAUUUAAAAAGAAAAGGUUUACCAAAAUUUGUAAAAAAUGUUCUUGAAUCUACAAUGAAAAGUUUAUACUAUGGUAUGAUACCAAAUAUUAAAAGAGGAAAUGAUGAAGAAAUUUUAAUCAAAUGUUACGUUAGAAGAAGAAGAGGAAAAAAAAAUUUACUAGGAACAAAUCAACAUAUAGAUUACCAGUUGCUUAAGAUAAGAAAAAAGAAACGACAACAUAAGAAAAAUGGAACUCUUCCCAUGAUAAACCAGCUUUGUGAUCCAAUUCAUUCUCAAUAUCUUGAUAUGAUGUUAAUUUUCAAAGAAUUUGACAACACCCCAGCAACUCUUUAA
Strongyloides ratti is the source of this 777-nucleotide messenger RNA. RefSeq lists its product as hypothetical. The coding region runs from base 1 to 777 and encodes 258 amino acids. The record is from RefSeq and is a predicted model, not a curated record. The transcript has 5 exons. NCBI's taxonomy places the organism in Eukaryota, Metazoa, Nematoda, Chromadorea, Rhabditida, Strongyloididae.